AUGCACCGUGGAGACGCGAUUCCCGACUUCUGUGUCAAUGAUGGCACCAAAAUCGAUGUCAUUGUUGCCGAAGAUGACAUUAGAGAUUCCAUGGUUCGAAACAGCUUCGCAAAAUCGUCCGUCGAUGCGAAAGUGGGCGGCGGCUACGCGGGGAUCGGCAUCGGCCUUGCAACAGGAACCAAUACGCAAUUGCAAAAUGGCGGGUCAGAUGAACACAAGAGAUCUGCCCAGAAAAUGAUAGGACAAUACAAGCUUCCCCGAGCGACAUUGUUUCUGGCUCCCGAUGACCUUGUUGCCACGCCUCAGCUCUCAGAACAGGUCAAGAAGAUCCGUAGGCACGGUAGUCCGGCAGAUAUCCGUAAAUUUCACAGAACCUUUGGAGAGUUCUUCUCUCAUGAGGUAACAGUCGGGGGCAUGCUGACUUCCACCAAGACAUGGGAAGCCAAUGAGCGUAGUACCCAGGAGAGAUCCAAAGACGACUUCAAGCAAACUAUUGGGCUAGCUAUUUCUUCGCCUGUGGACGUUGGGGUCGACGCGAAACGAGAGAGCAUGGGCAGCACAGACGAUAGCUACAGCCGCGGCUACAGAGAUAACAGCGAGCAAGUGGUCUUUGAGGCCAUUGGCGGCAACACUAUCUUGGCUUCCAGCCCGCAGCUAUGGUGCCAGACAGUUUCAGACUUUGCUAACUGGAGGGCAAUUGAGCGGACAGGUCUGCAGAGCAUCCUCGAAUCCAUCACCCAGUGCGAUACCAUGGAGCUGCGUGGCGCAGCAAAAUGGUUCUCCAACGCGAUUUCAAGUGAACGCAUGUCGGUCUCAAUUGACGUCCCCGCCUCUGGUGAUCUAUUUGCCCAGAUUCGUUUCAGAACAAAAACAUCAGACAACAGGGAUCAAUAUCUUGUGUAUCGUUUUGAAGACCCGGUGAGCAUCACGAUAAUGGACCAGCCUGUUGGUCCUGAAAGAUUUCAAGGUCCCAAGAUCAAGCCUUACGACCGGUGCACUUGGACCGACAGCACAACUGGUAUCUGGACUAUCAAGCAUCGAGGAGACGGCAAUUCUCGGGACCUCCAUAAAGUCAGACUUUUCAUGCAGAUGUUCAAACUCGAAGACGGAAACUGCCUGGCCUCUCUGUUUCGACAACCCAACUUCAGGCCCGAGACCCUGACGAUCACAAUCCGUUACUCGGACUGGUGGUACUGGGAAAGCGAUACUCCUCUUCGGAUGUCCGAGGACUGGCUGGGAAAAUUCGAUGCCCCCAAAGGCUUGCGGGUGCUGAGGGUCGAGUACGAAACGCUUAGCCGGAAGAAAGAAGAGAUGAUGAAGAUCGUGAGGAGGAAUAAGGGGUGGAAACUCGCAGCUACUCGCGACAUGGGGCACCUUAGUGCUGAUGGAACCGAGCUGUUGGAGUGGAAGUGGAAUGCCAGUCUGGCCCUGACGGGCGUCACAGCUUCGCCAACGACGGAGCCCACCACUCCCGCCACGACCUCUCCCCCGUGCCUCCCUCCCAACUCCAUGUGCGGCGUAGAAGCGCAAUGGCGCGGCACCUUCUUCGGCCGCAAAGAAGGCCUCGCGAACCCCCAGCAGUGCCUCGAGUUCUGCAACGCAGACCGCACCUGGGGCGAGUGCAAGUCCUUCUCCUUCGACGAGGCCGGCGUCUGCUGGAUCCACAACAAACCGGCCUCCGAGAUCACGAACCCGAAAGCCGGCAGUGACUACUGGAUCUGGGACAAGGAGUGCUGGGAAUGCGGCGAGCCGGGUCCCGUCGAUCAAGUGCCCACGCGGACGACCUCCGCCACCACCGCCGUCGAGACCUGUCUCUCGCCGACGGCCAAGUGCGAGGUCGAGGCUGUUUUCACGCCUGAUGAAGGGGUAACGAGCUGGGGGACGUAUACCGGGACUCCGGGCACGGAGAAUGUUCAAGAAGCUCUGAUCGACCGACAUGAUGGUGCCGUCAGUGACUCGUACGACCUGGAGGAUAUUCGGACAACUCCAGCCGACAAGGCUUGA
This is a messenger RNA of Colletotrichum karsti, 2004 nucleotides long. RefSeq lists its product as uncharacterized. The record is from RefSeq and is a predicted model, not a curated record. The transcript has 10 exons. Lineage: Eukaryota; Fungi; Ascomycota; Sordariomycetes; Glomerellales; Glomerellaceae. The coding region runs from base 1 to 2004 and encodes 667 amino acids.